UGCAUUGUAUUGAAAUUGCAAGUGAUCGAAUUUUGAGCGUUUUGAAGAGAAACCUUGUUUGUCAAGGCACUCUUUGGAUUCUUUAGAUCAAACAACCAACAUGGAGCUUCACAACCCUUUUUCUAAUAUCAUCUUCAUGCUCUCCUUUCUCAUCCUCUUAGUGCUAUUCAAAAUAGUUAAAAGAUGGAGUUUUAACAAUUCCACUACCAAAUUGCCACCUGGACCAUGGGAACUACCCCUCAUAGGAAACUUACAUCAGAUUAUCAGCAGAUCAUUGCCCCAUCACCGCUUCAAAAUUUUGGCUGAUAAAUAUGGACCUUUAAUGCACCUUAAACUAGGAGAGGUACCAUACAUAAUAGUUAGUUCACCAGAAAUUGCCAAAGAGAUUAUGAAAACACAUGACCUUACCUUUAGUGAUAGGCCAAACCUUCUUUUGGCCACAAUAUUAACUUACAAUGCUACUGAUGUUAUAUUCUCUAAAUAUGGAGAACGGUGGAGGCAACUACGAAAGAUAUGUGUUGUAGAGCUAUUAAGUGCAAAGCGUGUCCAAUCAUUUAGGUCCACAAGAGAAGAUGAAGUAUCAAAUCUUGCUACAUCAAUAACUGCAAGUGAAGGAUCAAUUGUUAAUCUCACUCAUAAGAUUUUCUCAAUGACAUAUGGGAUAACAACGCGGGCGGCUUUUGGCAAAAGGAGCAAACACCAGCAAUCGUUUAAAUCAGCAGUAGAGGAAAUAGUAAGUUUGUUGGGAGGCAUUUGUAUUGUUGAUUUGUAUCCUUCUAUUAAAUUGCUUCAAUGCGUGAGUAGGGCGAAGGCCAAAAUGGAAAAACUUCACAAAGAGAUUGAUAUGAUAUUGCAAGACAUUAUCGACGAUCACAAAAGCAUUCACAAGGAAGAUAGCAAUGAAGAAUAUCUAGUAGAUGUUCUUCUCAAGAUUCAACAGGAAAAUUAUCACUCACAACAUCCUUUAACCGAUGACAAUAUAAAGUCAAUCAUCCAGGACAUAUUCGAUGCUGGUACCGAAACAUCGUCAACGACUGUGUUAUGGGCGAUAUCUGAGAUGGUAAAGAAUCCAAAGGUGAUGGAAGAAGCACAAGCUGAGGUAAGAAGAGUUUUUGAUAGGAAGGGGUUUGUGGAUGAGACAGAGUUGCACCAAUUGAUAUACUUAAAAUCUGUGAUCAAGGAAACAAUGAGGCUACAUCCAACCGUACCGUUGUUACUUCCAAGAGAAAGUAGGGAGAGAUGCCAAAUCAAUGGGUAUGAAAUCCCAGCUAAGACAAGGGUCAUGGUUAAUGCUUGGGCUAUUGGAAGAGAUCCAAGGUAUUGGGUUGAUGCUGAAAGUUUUAAACCUGAGAGGUUUGUUAAUAGUCCAAUUGAUUUCAAAGGCACAGACUUUGAAUACAUACCAUUUGGUGCUGGAAGAAGGAUGUGUCCCGGAAUUGCAUUUGCCUUACCCAACGUUGAAUUGCCUCUUGCUAGUUUACUUUACCACUUUGAUUGGAAGCUUCCCAAUAAAAUGAAGAAUGAAGAACUAGAUAUGACCGAGUCAUUUGGGAUUACUGCAGGUAGAAAGCACAAUCUAUGCUUAAUUCCUAUUACUCGUCGUCUUUAAUAUGUAUUGUCUAAGCAAACAAGUUCAGAAACGACGUUCCUAAUAAAAUUUGUAUUGGUUAUCUUUACGUAUAGGUUCACUAUAUGUUGUCUAAAAUUUGUGUAUGAUAUUUGUUCCACAAACAAAUAUAGAAUUUAUGUUGAAAGGAA
This is a messenger RNA of Medicago truncatula (barrel medic), 1758 nucleotides long. Its product is annotated as cytochrome P450 71D10. The transcript has 2 exons. Bases 101 to 1609 code for a protein of 502 amino acids. Gene Ontology annotation, molecular function: oxidoreductase activity, acting on paired donors, with incorporation or reduction of molecular oxygen; iron ion binding; monooxygenase activity. The record is from RefSeq and is a predicted model, not a curated record. NCBI's taxonomy places the organism in Eukaryota, Viridiplantae, Streptophyta, Magnoliopsida, Fabales, Fabaceae.